Anneissia japonica is the source of this 3198-nucleotide messenger RNA. Its product is annotated as ALX homeobox protein 1-like. Bases 1160 to 2158 code for a protein of 332 amino acids. The transcript has 5 exons. The record is from RefSeq and is a predicted model, not a curated record. Gene Ontology annotation, biological process: regulation of transcription by RNA polymerase II. Gene Ontology annotation, molecular function: RNA polymerase II transcription regulatory region sequence-specific DNA binding; DNA-binding transcription factor activity, RNA polymerase II-specific. Lineage: Eukaryota; Metazoa; Echinodermata; Crinoidea; Comatulida; Comatulidae.
UUCCGAUGGGGAAUUCAAUAAUGUUGUAGUUAGUAAUCAGCGCAUUUUAUGUUUAAAUUGACCAGUUACCCACUUUUACUCCUGGUAUUUGGUGGAAGUAGGCCUGAUCGGCAAUAUCAAAGCUGUUAAUUUGAUUUAGCAGUCAGUUUUUUACGUAAGAUAUUAUCUGUUUUGAAUGUCCUCGAGUAGCAUCUGUCGUGCAUCCGUACUACGCUUAUCAACUAUUACUACCGAAACGGACAUGAUAUUUUGAACCGUCAUUAUCAUAUUGACACAAUAAUUGCCGAGCUAUUUAUGUUGUAAUACCAAUAAUUUGCGUGGAGAAAUAUUGUUAGUCUAGACCCUCUCUCCGCAUUUAAUUGCCACGAUUUAUAGUGGAGUUGUUAUUAUAAAAAGUUUCUUAAAUUAGGCGCAUACAAAUCCUUAGUGACAUCGUAUGUUAUAGCACAGAUCCUAGUUUGGUGAGAAGGAUCGUACCACUAGUGUACGCGCCACCGAUUCUAGACUUUAAUGUGUGGGGAUGACUUAUUCAUGGCAAAUUGAUUGGCCGAGCGGUUAAGACGGGAACGCUCGCCUAUGGUUCCGGUGGUGGAACAAGUCUUCUCGGAUAAGGACUCUAAACACAAUUGGCUCGUGUGCACUUUAAAGAAACCAUUACAUCAUGCGAGAAGAGUAGGGGGUUACCCCAGUGUACUGGUCCAUUUCCAGUCCCCUGUCCGGCCACAGAAGGAGCGUUUAUGUCGCGGUCCAUGUCAGGUAUCCAUCCUACCUGCGAAUCCUACCACACUCCGUAAGCAAGAUCAUACACACUAGCUACGUAGUAUGUUGAUUUAAUUCUCUGAUAUUGUGCUAACGAAGAAUUAGUUAGAAACUCAAUGAGUUUGCUGAAAUCAUGUACUGUUAACAAUCACUUUUACCCCAACUUAUAAUGGACUAGUCGAGAGAGUAAACAUUCUCGCACGAGUUAUUGGUUAAUGCCUGGUUGUAAUUGUCAUUAGUCAAGACAAAGUUGGUUGACCUGUGAGAUAGUAAUAUUCGGAAACUGAUUUCGGCGGAAAUUUUUCCAAUUUAUAAAUAUUAAUUUUAUAUUGUGACGGCAGUGUUUGACAGGCUAAUCUUCGAAUGAUCAGAUUGCCUGUACGUAAGUAGUUGACUUGGAAUGGCAACGUCAGUUUUGAAGCACUCAAUCCAAUCGAUAUUGAAGGAAGUUGAUGCAAUCCCUCGAAAAAACCAGUCACCAUUUUCGAGAGAGGGUUUUCGUCCGUUUCGUUGCCACACAUUUAAAUAUUCUACCUUAGUACCCUUCCCCAUCGACCAGCGAGUUGAUAAAUGCGGUUGUGUUACCACAGAAUCCGUAGAAAAGACUACACUGACUUCUGGUAACGUUGCACCCGCGUGUGCUACUGAAAAUGUCAUAUACCACGGAGACGCCUCCCCCGGGUUAGAUGAAACGCCAUUUAGAUCGUCAUUUGAAGGUGUGUCCCGCGGGUUAGAUUUGACUCCAUAUAAGUCGGCAUGUAGUAGGCCUACUAGGCCUACUUGUGUAGGCCUACUACCACAACAGACAGAUCGAUCUGUAAAAGCGCCAGAUUCAUCAAUUAUUAAAGAGAACAGGAAUCCAUGUUUCUAUUCGACGUCUAUUAGCAAUGGUAUCUCAUCGGAAGAUGAUACGAUUGCAUGUAGGGGUGAAUCAACAUCACAUAGGCCCAACAUAGCUUCAAAGCGUUCAGCCUCUCCAUCAGGAACAGACGAUACCUCAUUUGAACAAUCGGAAGAUUGUAAACGACAACGACGAAUGCGGACCACAUUUAACACCGAACAGUUGGCGAGUAUGGAGGAGAUGUUCGCUGUUACACAUUACCCAAAUUUUGAAAUAAGAAAACAACUAUCAGAAGCAACCGAUCUCGAAGAAGAACGCAUUCAAAUAUGGUUUCAGAAUAGACGUGCAAAAUGGCGAAAGUAUGAGAAACUUGGUAAUUUUGGCGGGCUCGAACAUCUCCGAGAAACGGAAGUUGUGCCUGCUCCUAUGUCUACGCCUCUGGCCCAGAUGUCAGUGUUGCCAGUGCCGUCUGCCUGUCAAUCAUACCUGAUCUUAGACCAAGCUCUACCGCCUCAUUUCGACGCAUGUUUAACCAAUCCUUUCGACUUUGGAAGUUAGUACUUCCUACUUUACCUAAAACACCAUCUUCACUGGAUCACACAACAAGAAAAGAAUAAUCGAUCAAUUCAACAUUUUCAAUAUAAUUUUCUUAAAUGACGAAUAUAUGUUAACGUAAUAAUAUGCCAAAUAUUGAUGAUUAUGAUGAUAAUACUACAGUAAUAAAGUCGUUGAUACAUUGAUAAGGAGGGGUAGUAUUUAUAAUUAGGGUGGUGGUGAUGAUGAUGAGGAUGAGGAGCAGGAACAUGAUGAUGAAGAUGAUGGUGAUGAAGAUAAUGAUAAUAAUUAUAAUGGUAAUAAUAUUAGUAUAUGUACAUAAAAUCACAACAACUGUUAUUGCCACCUAAAACUCAUUAAAACCUGAAAAAAAUUGUAAUUGCUCUUUCAGCAAAAAGGCCUGUUUACACUAUGAUGACGAUAACGAUCCACGAUAAAAAGCAAACGUUGAUCGUUAACGUCAUAGUGUAAACAGGCCUUAAGUUAUCAAUUUCAGUUUCCGUCACAGCUAAGAAAAACAAUUUCAACAGACACUUUACUACGAAAAUUUUGAAAUUUUCUGGCCAAAACCUCCAGUAUGAGUAGGCUAUAUUAUAGUACGCUUAUACUAUAAUGGUAUUAUUUGAACGUCCGUUAAUUGAGCGAGGUAUUUUUUUCUCGCCCCAAUUUUCAGGAGACAGCUAUAAUAUGUUAUUGAAAUAUACAGUAAGUUUUAUAUACUGUAGUUUUCAAGUUUAUUAUAAUAUAUACUUGGAUAUCCAUAUAUGUUGCAUCUGUUCACUCCUGUUAGGGCCAUAGGCCUAUACGACAUAUUGGGUUUUGAAAAAAUCUUGUAGAAGCCAUUUCUGCCCUUAAUAGAAUAAUAAUAUGUUAAAUGUACUCACUAUAAAUAUAUUUCUUCAGUCUUCCGCAUCCCGGAUUUCCGAAAUGGCUUAUACAAGAUUUCAAUUCCAUAACCACAAUAUACUUUUUUUUUUAGUAAAGAGUUUUUAAUAAUUUUCUUUAAUACGACAUUAAAUGAUUGAAUGAAGAAUUGAAAUGGC